Molecule: messenger RNA, 948 nt
Organism: Fonsecaea multimorphosa CBS 102226
Lineage: Eukaryota; Fungi; Ascomycota; Eurotiomycetes; Chaetothyriales; Herpotrichiellaceae
Exons: 2
Coding region: 1-948 (315 amino acids)
Cellular component (GO): mitochondrion
Source: RefSeq, a predicted model, not a curated record
AUGGAGAGCAUGCGCGUGUUCCAGCGCAGCGCAGCUCUUCCACGACAGCUCUUCUUCUCCCAGGCGCGGUGCCGUUUGCCUGCGACACACCACCACCGCGCCAUGUACCAUCAGACUCGAGCUCCGCUGCAGCAGUCGUUCCGCACCAGACCACCGUCCCUCCAGCCACCCCAGCGAGCCCUCCUCCGACGAUCGAUACAGACGCAGCGACCUGCAGGCAAUUUCUCUUCCCAAGCGUUCCGGACGCAGGGAGGUCGACAACAAGCGUUGCGGCGGCGAAAUAAUGUCACUUCAGGGAGUGGCCGGCGCUACAAUUCCUCGAAUACCAGUUCCAGUUCCAGUUCCAGUUCCGCGACCACGAACCAGAAACCAUCCAUCAAGGAGCGCCUCAAGACCAUGUCGCGCGAGUACGGCUGGACGGCCGUGGGCGUCUACCUUGCGCUCUCGGCGCUCGAUUUCCCCUUUUGUUUCCUCGCGGUGCGCCUGAUUGGCACCGAGACCAUCGGACACUACGAGCACGUGGUGGUCGAGACGGUCAAGGGCAUCGUCAAGUGGCCGAUCCAGGGGGCCGCAAAGGUGGCCGUCGACGGGGCCGUCGAGGAGGUUUCGGAGGAAAGCGGUGUCAAGGAGGUGAUCGAGCAGCGGGCUCUACGGAAAGAAGGCAGGGUGCUGGAAGAAGAGCCCGCGACGAAUGAUCACGGGUAUAAAGCCGCCGAGAAGGCGAACCAGGGCGAGGAUGCUAGUAUCUGGACUCAACUCGCCCUCGCGUACGCCGUGCACAAAUCCUUCAUCUUCAUCCGAGUCCCCCUCACCGCCGCGGUGCUGCCCAAAGUCGUCAAGACGUUGAGAUCUUGGGGUUGGAAUAUUGGAAAGAUGCCACAUCGGCAAGCAGUUGGUGCUGGCACGGGCAUAAACACGAAGGGAUCGAAAGUCAAACCGGGCGACUGA